GUCAGCGUCGGAGAACUUAGGAGCGCAGGCUUACACCAGAACUCUGGUUUGGCACCUGUUAUUGUAAUUAGGAAGAAGGGAGAGCGGAUUUUGUACAUCUCGAGACAAAUCGUUAUAUUAGUAAAAAUAGUAAUGCUUCCUCCAGACAACCACCAGGCAAUGAUCUAAUCAUGUCGGAUAAAGAUGAUAUUGAGACUGAGGUGAUAACUGAAGCAACCUCCAUCCUUGAAGAUGAGAACUGUGAGCCAAGCAAGAAUUUUGAGUCAGUUGACCAAAGUGCCAAGUCAGAGAGUAAAUCAGAACCUGUAGCUUCUACUCGGAAAAGACCAGAGUCCAAACCUUCCAGUGACCUUGAGACUUCAGACGUUCUCCCUGUUCAGAUAUCACAGGCUGCAGGCAAAGAGACUGUUUCCAAAGAUGUACCCCAGACCGGCUGGGGCUAUUGGGGCAGUUGGGGCAAGUCUUUGCUCUCCUCAGCCUCAGCUACAGUAGCCACAGUAGGACAAGGUAUUUCAAAUGUUAUUGAGAAGGCAGAGACUUCCCUUGGAAUCCCUAGUCCCAGUGAAAUUUCAUCUGAAGUCCAAUAUGCAACAGGAGAGACAAAUGCCAAAGAGAAUGAAAACUCCUCUCCAAUGAGUGGGCCAUUUGGGGUAUUCUCAACCAUCUCUACUGCUGUUCAGAGCACAGGAAAGAGUGUUAUCAGUGGGGGUUUGGAUGCCUUAGAAUUCAUUGGGAAAAAGACAAUGGAUGUAAUAGCAGAAGGGGAUCCUGGAUUUAAAAGAACCAAGGGUCUGAUGAACCGGACUUCCACACUGUCUCAGGUUUUGCGAGAGGCAAAGGAGAAAGAAGAGCUAUGGACUGCCAAUGAGGUUACCAUGGAAACAGACAAGAAAACUCAUUAUGGGCUACUCUUUGAUGAAUUUCAAGGCCUUUCACAUCUAGAAGCUCUGGAGAUGCUCUCCCGAGAAAGUGAAAUAAAGGUGAAAUCUAUUCUUAAUUCUCUAAGUGGAGAAGAAUUAGAGACUCUAAAAUUUGAAUUGGAGCAACUCAAAGAAGCAUUUUCCCUAGCAGAGUUCUGUGAGGAAGAGGAGGAAGAGAAGAAAGGGGAUGAAGACUUUACCAGAGAGAUAACAGAGCUAUUUUCCCAGCUGCAUGUCUCCUCCAAACCGGAGAAACUUACUAGGGCAAGAAAUACAGCCUGUGAAUGGAUCAGGACACCUCUGGCCAAACCAUUAGAAGAGAAGGAAGAAGGAAAAAAACAGUUGGAAGCAGAAAAAAUUGAGCAAAUCAAUAACAAUUCAAUAGAGGAUAUCCAUGCAUUUGCAAUCCGGAGCCUAGCAGAAUUGACUGCCUGCUCAAUUGAACUGUUUCACAAAACAGCGGCUCUGGUUCUGCAUGGCAGGAAGCAGGAAGUAACAGCCAUAGAAAGGAGCAGAGCCCUUUCCCAGAUGACAGUUGUGUUGUGUAAAGAGUUGUCCUCUCUGUCUAAAGAGUUCACCACCUGCCUAACAACUGCUGGGGUCAAGGAAAAGGCAGAUGUCCUUAAUCCAUUAAUCACUGCAGUAUUUCUAGAGGCAUCAAACAGUGCUUCCUACAUUCAGGAUGCCUUUCAGCUACUUUUACCUGUGCUGGAGAUCUCUCUUAUUGAGAACAAGACUGAAUUACCAGAGGCAUGAGCUACAGGCCCAGAGGCCUUUGUCAGAACACUGAAGAACAGAGAAGAUUCUACCUGAGACUUGUGAUGGCCAAGAAAUGCCACUGUCUUCUGGGUACCCCUGGAGAAGUGAGGGAGAAAGGUUAUUUUAGUAUAUAAAAAUCCAGGCAGGAGAGCAGGUUUAAGGAAGUUUGUUGCCUUCACUGCUUGGCUGAAGUAUUCAGGUCCUCACACUGCUCUUCCCAGUUGUUAUAAUUAAUAAAUUAUUUGAAAAGAAAUUUUAUAGAAAGUUAAAAAAUAAUAGCUCAUAAGGUUAAGGGGACACUCAGGCAAAAAUAUUGGUCUUUCUUUGACAAGAUGCAAAACACUAAAAAUUUUGCAAUGGCUGUAAUUUUGCAGUCCAUGGAUGUAAUUGGUUGUUAAGCAAGAGGAAAAGGAAUUCAGUAUCCUGGAAUUCAUGUGCUUGAUCUAUUAAUGCCAUUUUCUUUCUCCUCUCUAUAAUAAAAUCUAUGGCUUUAAGAAAACUGAGUAUAUAUAAACUCUGUAAUGAUUACCCUUUAUUACAUGAAUUCUUGGAAUUGGUUAGAAAGUUUCAUCUCCUCUUUAAUUCUCAGUAGAUAUUUGGCAUUGAGGAGAAGCUUAUAGAAUAUACUUAGAGCCACAUGAAUGAACUGUAGCAAAGUUCCCUUUGGCUUCAAAUUGCUUUCCCACCGCAAGAUGACAAGCUUCAAGUUGUAGUUGACCCCCCCUUUAUGGGAUUCAAGACCAACAAGUGCAAUUUAGAGAAACAGUUUCAUGUUUGCAGAUAUUCUGAGUCUCCAGGAUGUUUUUCAUGCAUACCCUAUAUGCAGGAUAAAUUCUGUAAUAGCCAACUCCAAAGGAGUGUUGAAGCUCUUUCAGUGAUGAGGAUUUUGUUGUUUGAAUAUUGUUGAAGUGGACUGUAGAGUCCCAUAGAAACGAUGUUCAUGUAUAACAGGAUUAAGACAGUUUAUUCUUCCUCAUUCUUUUUUGUUUCUUUUAAUGUAUUCUUUAGCAUGUUUAUAAAUAUAACUUUAAUCUUUCAUAUCUUAAGCCUUCUUUUGCUUUCCUCAACAAUUUAAAAGACUUAUAGGUUAUCUUCUUCCUAAAAGCUAUUUUGGUAUCCACUCUUUUAAAAAAAAGUUCUCCAACUUUGUGGUUUUUAAUGAUUCAGGAAACUUUUGUGAGCUCUGCCCCUUAUCUUUUAAAACCUUUAAAUAAAAUAUAAUAAUCGU
Messenger RNA from Balaenoptera ricei (Rice's whale), 2907 nucleotides. RefSeq names its product family with sequence similarity 114 member A2 (gene FAM114A2). The transcript has 14 exons. The record is from RefSeq and is a predicted model, not a curated record. Lineage: Eukaryota; Metazoa; Chordata; Mammalia; Artiodactyla; Balaenopteridae. Bases 171 to 1676 code for a protein of 501 amino acids.